This is a messenger RNA of Ambispora gerdemannii, 267 nucleotides long. The record is from the annotation of a GenBank genome assembly. NCBI's taxonomy places the organism in Eukaryota, Fungi, Glomeromycota, Glomeromycetes, Archaeosporales, Ambisporaceae.
AUGUUUAUCAUGUUAUCGACAAUUCUGAAAACAUGGAUUAUUGGUAUACCAAAAACCAGCAACGUCACACUACCACCACAAGAUGAAACUAACAAUAAUAAUUUCCCGGCCCUGUUGGCUUGGGGAAUUGCGAUUCUAUGGUUGGCUAUUGCAAUUAGUCGGUGGUUAUAUAUUUCUAUAUGGAGUCUGUGGACAGGCGAGUCUACGCUAAGUGAGAUAUUAUUAGGCGAAGACGAUGAAGAGUAUUGGGACGAGACUGUUGUUUAG